Penicillium taxi is the source of this 1293-nucleotide messenger RNA. RefSeq lists its product as uncharacterized. Gene Ontology annotation, molecular function: ATP hydrolysis activity; ATP binding; ABC-type transporter activity. Bases 1 to 1293 code for a protein of 430 amino acids. The transcript is spliced from 6 exons. Gene Ontology annotation, cellular component: membrane. The record is from RefSeq and is a predicted model, not a curated record. Gene Ontology annotation, biological process: transmembrane transport. Lineage: Eukaryota; Fungi; Ascomycota; Eurotiomycetes; Eurotiales; Aspergillaceae.
AUGUGGUUCACACUCGCUGUCAUCGUUGGCAUUGGAUACCUCGGGAUUGGUUGGGCUGGGACCUGGUUGGGCGAGUUUGAAAGCAUCAUCUCACAGCCGAUAGGUUUCUUCGACCUCACCGCGAAUUCAUCUGGGGGCCUUUUGUCUCGGCUUUCCACAAACCCAGAUGCUAUCAAGUCUCUUGUUGGAAUUAAUAUCGCUGUUUUGAUGACAGUUGGUGUUGCGCUUCUAAGUGUUAUAGUUCUGGCUCUUGCCACGGGCUGGAAGCUAGGAUUAGUUGUGAUUUUCGGUGGGUCGCCAUUUAUCUUCAGUGCAGGUAUAGUGCACGAGAAGAUGGACAAUAAUCUUGAGAAGGUGGCACAGACUAUGUUUACCGAUAGCGUUAGUUUUGCUGCUGAGUGUAUCCAAGCCAUCAGAACCGUCUCUUCGCUUAACAUGGAGCCCGUUGUGGAAGCUCAGUUCGGGAGACUAUUGAAUGAUCAUUGUCAACAAGCAAUUCGAUAUUCAGUACGAACUAUGGUGUGGUUUGCCCUAAGUGAUGCGAUCGAUAUGUUAUGCAUGGCACUGGCAUUCUGGUAUAGGGGUCGCCUCCCGUCUUUUCAAGAAUAUACCACUACCCAGUUUUUUAUUGUAUUUAUCUCUAUUGUUUUUGGCUCCCAGUCAAUGGGCCAAUUUUUUGCCCACAGCUCCGAUAUCUCCAAAGGAAUCAACUCAGCUCGUGCUAUAUCAGAUAUGAGGAGACAAGUACCGCAAACAAAAGCCACCCAAAAAGUGUUGUUCCCUGGUAACUGGGAUGCCACCAACCCCUUGAUCGAAUUCCGUGAUGUCAGCUUCGGCUAUGCCACUCGUCCAGAUCAUAUGAUUCUCAAGAACUUCAACAUGAGUAUAUAUAUGCUGGUCAAUCUAUUGCAAUCUGCGACAUCCGGGGAGACUCGCAUUGGUGGUAUUCCAAUCCAGGAUUUGGUUCCAGCAGAAGUAACCAAUCUUAUUUCCUUGGUUAGCCAAGAGCCAGUCCUCUAUCAAGGCACAAUUGAAGAAAACAUCAACCUGGGAAUACCGACCGCCUUGUCUCAGAGCGAGCUCGAAAAUGUGAUCAGCCAAGCCCAGCUGUCCGACAUGGUGAGUUCGCUACCCGAUGGAGCAAAAACUUAUGUUGGAUCAGGUGGGACUGCUGUAUCUGGGGGACAAAAGCAGCGUAUCGCCAUCGCACGCGCUAUCGCACAGAAUACCCCUAUACUGCUUUUAGACGAGGCUACCAGUGCACUGGAUGGUGAGAUUGUCAGAGCACUUUAA